Penaeus vannamei (Pacific white shrimp) is the source of this 1600-nucleotide messenger RNA. The record is from RefSeq and is a predicted model, not a curated record. NCBI's taxonomy places the organism in Eukaryota, Metazoa, Arthropoda, Malacostraca, Decapoda, Penaeidae.
UUGGAAAAGAGGCCUGCGACAGCGGCGAGCAAGGGCGAGGAGCAAUCUCAGGAAGACGAUGAAGUCCUCAAGAACGAGGUCAAGGUCAGGAUCAAGGAGCUGGUGGAGCAGCUGAAGAGCGACGAUCCUUCGGUGAAGCUCGAGGCGAUGGUGGAGUCAAGGAAGCUUUUGUCUCAGGAAGUCGACCCUCCCGUCCAGGACUUCAUCGACAGCGGCGUCCUCCCGCUCGCCAUCGCCGCCGUCAAGGCUGAGAAUUCCGAGCUCCAGUAUGAAGCCACUUGGGUCAUCACCAACAUCGCAUCCGGGACCUCUGAGCAGACGACAGCUGUGGUUGACCACGGCGCGGUCCCCGUCCUGAUCGAGCUCUUGGGGUCCCCGGAGGUCCGCCUCCAGGAGCAGGCGGCGUGGGCGCUGGGGAACAUCUCGGCAGACAGUCCUGGCCUCAGGGAUCAGCUGGUGGCCGACGGGAUUGUCACGCCGCUCAUGAGCUCGAUAAAGGAGGACAUGCCGAUUUCCUUCCGCCGCAACCUGUCUUGGGUCCUGAGCAACAUCUUCAGGUACAAGGAGAUCGACAUGCCUGAGGAGGAGAAACUGCUCGUCCUUGAGGAACUGAAGCAUAACCUCGAGAAACAGGAUGAUUUUGAAGUCAAGUCCAACUCCAUAUGGACCUUGAAUUACUUCAUGGAGCAGAGCGACAGUCACAUUCAGCUCGUCGUAGAGCAAGGAUUCGUCCCGCUCCUGGUGGAAAAUAUUCCCGACACUCAGCUGCAGAAGGUGACGGUGCGAUGCCUCGGAAACAUACUCACUGGCAACGAUUCUCAGACGGAGCAAGUCCUCGAGGCCGGCGUCCUCCCCCUCUACCUGGACAUCCUCGCGAGCAGCCACAGCGAGAGCGUGCGGAAGGAGGUGCUCUGGUCCCUCUCCAACGUCACGGCGGGGACGGCGACGCAGGUCCAGCGAGUGGUCGACGCGGGCCUCCUGCCGGUCUUGGUGGACUCAGUGAUGCAGGGCUCACUGGCUGAGAGAAAGGAGGCCUGCUGGGCGCUCUCCAACCUCACCAGCGCCGGCUCAGCAGACCACGUCAAGGCCCUGGUGGAGGCGGACGCGCUUCCCGCCCUCACCAAGAUGCUCAUUUCCACGGACGUCCGUCUUGUAGAAGUCACCUUGGAUGGACUAGGCAAUACGCUCAGGAUACUGUCGGAAUCCGACGAAGGGGCAGAGGGUGCCAUCCAGAUCAUCCGCGCGGCCGACGGCGUCGACGUCCUGGAGUCGCUCCUGAAGUACGCGAGCAGCGCGGUGGUCAGCAGGGCGGACCACAUCCUCAACACUUACUUCCCGAACUCCGAGGAAGUGUCGAGCCCCGACGACGCCCUCAUGGAGGACCUGAGGAUGAUCUUCGGGGAGCCGACGGACGCGGGCGGCGCCGAGGCGGCUCACGACCUGCCCGAACAGGCGUCCAAGUACACGACCGUGCCGCUGGAGCAGCUGGGCGAGGAGGACGAAGAGGAGCCAGAGGGCGAUGGCGCGAGUGCCAGCGUGUGAGGGAAGAAACCGUGUGAUAUUAGCUUUAGCAUCAUCCGUUCACAAUAAAACAUUUACG